Molecule: messenger RNA, 735 nt
Organism: Paramecium pentaurelia
Lineage: Eukaryota; Ciliophora; Oligohymenophorea; Peniculida; Parameciidae
Source: the annotation of a GenBank genome assembly
AUGAUAUCAAAAGAUAAUUACACAUGUCCAAUUUGUUUAGGUAUUUUUGUAGAUCCUUGCAAAUUACCAUGUAACCACACUUUUUGUUUACCUUGCCUACUUGAAUUAGUUGAUUUCAAUUUUAUUCAAUAUAAGUGUCCAAUGUGUCGAAAUGAAUUUAUGAAUAAUAAUGGUCCUUUUAAAAUUGAUUAAGAAAUUUAAACCUUUAUUUAAACUCAUUUCAAAGAAGAAUUUGAAAAAAGAUAAUAGGAAAUUAUGAUAAGUUAAAAGGAAAAAUAAAAAGAAAUGAAAAUAAGAGUCAAUUAUGGCAAUACUUAUGAUUAUAUUGAAGAAGAAAAAAAUAAUAAACACUUAUGGUCAGUUUAUGUAACCCUGGAUUAUAUUAAUUAAUAUGAUUAAACUACUUUAAACUAAAUAAAAUUAAUAGAUUUAAUUGACAGCGUUACAUUUUAUUUGGAUGAAACAUUUUAUCCAGAUUUUGUUGUUGUUAGACAUCCACCAUUUAAAAUUACACGAAAAGGUUGGGAUGUUUUUAGUAUACCAAUAGAAAUCACUUUUAAAAAAUAAUAUGAACUUAAUCCUAUUAAGUUAGAACAUCAUCUUGUUUUUCAAUAAAAUGGGAUUCUUAAAUGUUAAAUAAGCAAAAUUAAUGCAGAAAAUAUUAAAAAAUAAUUAGAUUUUUAAAAUCAAUAAAAAUAGAAUGCAGUAUAAAAUAAAAAAGUUUGGAAAAUAUGA